Messenger RNA from Sphaeramia orbicularis (orbiculate cardinalfish), 3781 nucleotides. It is a transcript of the gene elmo1, whose product is annotated as engulfment and cell motility 1 (ced-12 homolog, C. elegans). Bases 265 to 2487 code for a protein of 740 amino acids. Lineage: Eukaryota; Metazoa; Chordata; Actinopteri; Kurtiformes; Apogonidae. Gene Ontology annotation, cellular component: guanyl-nucleotide exchange factor complex; plasma membrane. Gene Ontology annotation, biological process: cell motility; actin filament organization. The record is from RefSeq and is a predicted model, not a curated record. The transcript is spliced from 23 exons.
CAAACCGCUGUGCAGUCUUUGUCUAUGGGUGGUGAUGCUGAAGCACCUCAACUUGCAGUCAGACAGUCAGGCUAAAGUCUCUUAGAAACAACCGUGUCCUCCCAUCCACGCAGCCGUUUGCUCCAGAGGCAGGUUGAUUUGGUGGAAAUCUACCGAAUCAGUUAGUUGUCAAGUUUCUGAGGGUUUGGAUGAACCGUCUCCAGUAGCACUGACAGAGGUGUGAAGCAGGGAGACCCACACUGCAGCAGCACCCCCACCACAACCAUGCCACCGCCGGCGGACAUCGUCAAGGUGGCCAUCGAGUGGCCGGGGGCUUUCCCCAAGCUCAUGGAGAUAGACCAGAAAAAGCCUCUCUCAGCCAUCAUUAAAGAAGUGUGUGAGGGGUGGUCCUUGGGGAACCAUGAAAACUUUGCUCUGCAGAUUGCUGACUCGACCAAUUUCUACAUCACAGAAAAGAAUCGCAAUGACAUCAAAAAUGGGUCAAUCCUGCGCUUGACCACCUCUCCGUAUCAGACAGCCCUUCAGCUUCAUGAGCGGAUCCAGUCAUCCAGUAUGGACGCCAAGCUGGAGGCUCUGAAGGACCUGGCCAACGCGUCGCGGGAUAUCACCUUUGCCCAGGAGUUCAUUAACCUGGACGGCAUCUCUCUGCUCACUCAGAUGGUGGAAAGUGGGACUGAGCGCUAUCAGAAACUACAGAAGAUUAUGAAGCCCUGUUUUGGCGACCUGCUCUCCUUCACUCUGACGGCCUUCGUGGAGCUGAUGGACCACGGCAUCGUCUCCUGGGACACUUUCUCUGUGGCCUUCAUCAAGAAGAUUGCCAGCUAUGUGAACAAGUCGGCCAUGGACACAGCGGUGCUGCAGCGCUCCCUGGCCAUCCUGGAGUCCAUGGUGCUCAAUAGUCAAGACCUUUACCAUAAGGUGGCGCAAGAGAUCACCAUCGGACAGCUCAUUCCACAUCUUCAGGGGACUGACCAGGACAUUCAGACCUACACUAUUGCGGUCAUCAAUGCUCUGUUCCUCAAAGCUCCUGAGGAGAAGAGACAGUUUGAUGAGCACAUUGUGGACAUCCUAAAUUGUCCCCUAACAGAGAUGGCCCAUAUUCUCGCCCAGAAACAGCUGCGCUCCAUCAUUCUCAGCAAUGUGAUCCGGAGUCCAACACCUAUUAACGAUGAGAUGGCUCACCAGCUGUACGUGCUGCAGGUGCUCACCUUCAACCUGCUGGAGGACCGCAUGAUGACCAAGAUGGAUCCCCAGGACCAGGCUCAAAGGGACAUCAUUUUUGAGCUGCGGAGAAUCGCAUUCGACGUGGAGUGUGAGCCCAACAACAGCGGCAGCAUUGAGAAACGCAAGUCCAUGUACACCCGUGACUACAAGAAGCUCGGCUUCAUCAACCAUGUGAAUCCAGCUGUCGACUUCACCCAGAUUCCUCCAGGCAUGCUGGCUCUGGAUAACAUGUUGUAUUUCGCCAGGCACCACCAGGACGCCUACAUCAGGAUCGUUCUGGAGAACAGCAGUCGAGAGGACAAACACGAGUGUCCGUUCGGCCGCAGCAGUAUUGAGUUGACCAAGAUGCUCUGUGAGAUUCUGAAAGUGGGCGAGCUUCCAAGUGAAAACUGCCAUGACUUCCACCCGAUGUUUUUCACCCACGACCGCUCCUUUGAGGAAUUCUUCUGCAUCUGCAUCCAGCUCCUUAACAAGACUUGGAAGGAAAUGAGGGCCACGAGUGAAGACUUCAACAAGGUAAUGCAGGUGGUGAGGGAGCAGAUCAUGCGAGCACUGACUCUUAAGCCUAAUUCCUUGGACCAGUUCAAGAGUCGCCUGCAGAACCUGAGCUACACAGAAAUCCUGAAGAUACGCCAGUCCGAAAGGAUGAAUCAGGAAGACUUUCAGUCCCGCCCAAUCCUGGAGCUGAGGGAGAAGAUUCAGCCAGAGAUCAUGGAGCUGAUCAAACAGCAGAGACUCAACAGGUUGUGUGAGGGAACCUGCUUCAGGAAAAUCAGUAGUCGUAGGAGGCAAGAUAAGUUUUGGUAUUGUCGUCUGUCUCCGAACCAUAAAGUUCUGCACUACGGAGAUCUGGAGGAGAGCCCUCAGGGUGAGGUGCCCCACGACUCUUUACAGGACAAACUGCCUGUGGCUGAUAUCAAAGCUGUUAUCACCGGCAAGGACUGUCCUCACAUGAAGGAGAAAGGAGCCCUGAAGCAAAACAAGGAGGUGUUAGAGCUGGCCUUCUCUGUCCUCUACGAGUCGGACGAGUAUUUAAACUUUAUUGCUCCUGACAAGCAUGAGUACUGUGUGUGGACAGACGGUCUCAACGCCCUCCUCGGUAAGGAGAUGACCAGCGACUACACCAAAUCCGACAUGGACACCCUCCUCUCUAUGGAGAUGAAACUCCGCCUCUUGGAUCUAGAGAACAUCCAGAUUCCAGAGGCCCCGCCCCCAAUUCCCAAAGAACCUAGCAACUAUGACUUUGUUUACGACUGUAACUAGACGAUCCCCCUGCCCCCCGCCCCCCGCCCCCGCCAGCUCCAACCUAAACCACCAUGCACCUACUGUACUCACUGGACCAAUCAAUCCCCUUUCUUAUGAACUGGAAAAAAAAAAACAAAACCAUCUAAUAUUAAAAAAAAAUAUGAACUGUGAUUGAAAGGAAAAAAAGGAUUUAUGGAACUAUUUUCCUCUUGCUUCUUGCAGACCUUUCUAUAAGAGAGAAAAUGGUGCAUAUUAAUAGUCUCACUGCACUUAAGGGAUGGUGGGGGGGUCGCAGCAGAUUUGACACGAAACUUGUUGAUUCAUCAGGUUGCCAUGGAGACGAGAAACCAGGAAGUAUUUGUUUGGUUGUUUUUCGUGUUCUUCCUCGCUCUACUCCUGUGUCUGAUGUUUCCUUUCACUGCUUCUUCUUCUCGGCUGAGGUCAUUUUUGCUCGAUGAUCGUUGUAGACAACUGCUUAGAAGUCCUAUUUGAUUCCGCUUCCUUGUUCUCCUUUUUAUUUCAUUUUGUUUUUCUUUUUUUUUCCUCAGGGCUUUUUUGUCGAUGGGAGGGGGGGUUAACGAGGGAGGUUGACGUAUGAGGGUUUGUACUUUAUUGUCAACUCUCCAGCAGUAUUUUUCCUGUCACAUUCUCAAAUUUCCAGUAUUUGUGGCAGCUUGAAAAUAGUGUCGAAACUGCUCUGUCCUGCUUCUUCACACAUGCGGAAGACUGUUAAAAUAAGUGAAUCAAUUCUCAAAACCCAGGCACUGUACUGAAGUAAAGAGCGUAAAAAAAAGCCCUUGUUUUCAAUAUUCUAAUGUUAAUGUUAUUAUUCCACCGCUGCUUAUUGCAUAUUGUUCACUCCUACACAGUGGCUUUGCCAAAAUUCUAACCGUAAAAACACCACCAUUGUGAAACAAACCCACUCUCUCUGAGUCUCUUUCGUUGUUAUGACUGCUGUACACAACAUUCCGAAGCAAUAUUUGAGCUUUUUUUUUGUUUGUCAUUUGUAAGAUGGUCAUUAUUUAGUGAUUUUAAAAAAAUUGUGAAACUGCCAAGUAGUUGGCUCCACCAAGAGGAUAUUAGUGUUUUGGUCACGGGAAGUUGUCUUUUUUUGUGUGUGUUCAGGACUAUAUGGCCACAAAAUUGAAAGUCUAUGUAUUUUUUUAAUUUAAAACAGAUCAUGGUUGUUAUUUCUAGUAUGAUUUAUAUAUUUUCCCCGUUCCUAUUUAAUACCUUCAGAUGUUUUUUUUUCUUUAGGAUUUUUCAAAGCCCCUCAAAACUGCUGUUUACAUUAAAGAUUUAGGAACUGUAA